Molecule: messenger RNA, 921 nt
Organism: Alternaria ethzedia
Lineage: Eukaryota; Fungi; Ascomycota; Dothideomycetes; Pleosporales; Pleosporaceae
Exons: 3
Coding region: 1-921 (306 amino acids)
Cellular component (GO): U2 snRNP; U2-type spliceosomal complex
Molecular function (GO): RNA binding
Source: RefSeq, a predicted model, not a curated record
AUGUCCAGUUACGCUACAGACCUAGACGACUUCAUGGGGGGUCGUGAGGCUGUCUCACGCUCUCCGUCGGCACCCGCCGAUCGCACACCAGAGCCUCAGACCAACAAGAAGCGAAAGGCCGAGAAGGAACCCGAGCCUAACAAGAAAGCCAAGGUCAUGGAGAACAAGGCGAUCUGGAUCUCUAACCUGCCGCCUGACACCACGAAGACGGAGCUCGAGGAAGAGUUCUCACGAUACGGCAUGAUCGACAAGGGCGCCAACGGCGAGCCUCGCAUCAAUCUCUACAAGGAUGAUGAGGGCAAGUUCAAUGGCACUGCCAUGAUCGUAUACUUCAAGAAAGAGGCCAUCGUCAACGCCGUCAAGCUAGCGGAUGACUACCCUCUGCGCCUUGGCGAAACCAAGCACGGCAACAUCCGCGUUGAGCCCGCCAGCAUGGAGUACAAGAAGGAGAAGGAUGGAGAAAAGGUGGCAUCGAAGCUUACACGUCGCGAUCGUAAGGCGUCGGAACGUAACAGGCAAGAGCUCAACCGAAAGCUCAACGAGUGGUCCGACAACGAGGAAGAGGUUGCCCAAACCUUCGUGGCCAAGAAGAACAAGUGGGCGAAGACCGUCAUCAUCAAGGGCAUGUUCGACGUGGACGUGAUGAAGAACGACCCGGAUAACUAUGGCGAUGUCUUCGAUGAUACGAUGGAACCCGCUAAGGCGAUCGGCGAAGUCACCAAGGUCACGAUUUGGGACUUGGAACCUGAGGGCAUUGUCACCGUCCGCUUCAAGGAGUUCGAGGACGCAGAAAAGUUUGUGGCCUGGAAGUUCGGCGGCAAGAGAUACGAAGGGCGCGACCAAGAGCUUACGCUUGCCGAGGACAAGCCUCGCUUCAAGAAGUCCGGCCGUGGCAAUAUUCCUGACAGCGAUUCAGAAUAA